AAGUUUUGUUCCUCCGGUGCGAUGCAUUGUGGGUAGGUCAGGAAGAGCCAGUGGAGGACGCCAUGUGCUUCUGCUAGAGGAGGUCCGACAGUCCGUCUCGCGCUGAGAGAGUUGUGUUUUGUGAACUGGCCUGUCGUUUUGUAGCGGUCACUGAACGGUAGUCGUGCUGUCGGGGUCAUGAUGUACUGCAGCAGAUACUGCGUCCGGAUCGCGCUGCGCACCGCGGCAAACACACACCGACAAAACUUACAGAGGGCAACACUGUGUGCCCUGCGAACACUCAAGACCAGCCCUGUCAGUCCGUCUGAUGCCAUUGCAGCACCUCCUCUUGAUGGGAUGCCCAAGCAGUACUCUCCCAAAAUCCAACAGCUGGUCAAUGACAUCGCCAACCUCACGCUCAUAGAAGUGUCUGACCUCAAUGAAUUACUAAAGAAAACUCUGAACAUUCAGGAUGUUGGAAUGAUGCCCAUGGGCUCAAUGGCAGCGAUGGCUGCUGCUCCUGCUGCUGAGGCAGCAGAGGAGGAGGCGGCACCUGCAAAGAAAGAGAAAACCCACUUUACAGUCAAACUGACAGAAUUCAAAGCGGCCGACAAAGUGAAACUGAUUAAAGAAGUGAAGAAUUGCAUGGAGGGUCUGAAUCUUGUACAGGCCAAGAAGCUUGUAGAGUCUCUGCCUCAGGAGAUCCGGGUGAAUGUAUUUAAAGAUGAAGCUGAAAAACUGAAAGCAGCACUAGAAACAGCAGGAGGCACUGUGGUGCUGGAGUGAAUGUCUGCGCUGGCUCUUCACUUGUUACCUGUCAGUCACUGUUCUGUUCUUUUUUACAAAAAAAGAGAAAAGGAAUUUGAAGAAAACAUAAUGCCUUUUUAAAAUAACCACUUGGUCUACAGGAGGUGGUCUGGGUGUUGAACUUACAGACUGAACUCUAACAGACAGCAAACACACCACCCACCACCUAUCACUGACUCCUCCAUCUGUCCUCUAGCCACACAUGUGCUGUCCUGGGCAGAGGACAGAGCUGGUCUGUCUCUUUAAUACUGGGGCUGUCCUGACAGAGGGAUGUGAUGCUAUAUGUUGUGGUUAAAUAAACAUGUUAGACUGUACUGUGUUUUGUAAUGCAUCAUCAUGAUUAUACAGCAAUAAUCAAUACAUCAUUAAAGACCGUUUUUCCCAGAA
Messenger RNA from Carassius gibelio (silver crucian carp), 1173 nucleotides. RefSeq names its product 39S ribosomal protein L12, mitochondrial. The transcript has 5 exons. Gene Ontology annotation, cellular component: mitochondrial large ribosomal subunit; ribosome. Gene Ontology annotation, biological process: translation; mitochondrial transcription. NCBI's taxonomy places the organism in Eukaryota, Metazoa, Chordata, Actinopteri, Cypriniformes, Cyprinidae. The coding region runs from base 178 to 765 and encodes 195 amino acids. The record is from RefSeq and is a predicted model, not a curated record. Gene Ontology annotation, molecular function: structural constituent of ribosome.